AUGGAUGUCGACAGUGUGUUGAAACCGUUGGACGAUGAGCAGAAAUAUUUACAAAAACUUCGUCAAUCGUCGACCGUCGAGCCGAUUCUCCUUCAUCUCUUCAAUUUAUUAGAAAUCGAAGAUUACCGUGAAUUGUUUUAUUCCACAAAUCUCCAUACAAUUGAUUGCCAAUGGCUCGAAAGUUUUAGUAAAUUGUGUCUAAAACGCUACUUCGAACUAGAUGGUGUCUCUUUCUCUCAAACAUCUCAUUUCAAUUCGUCAAAUAGGACUGAUACGAAAUCUAUUAUGGAAAACUAUACAAACUUUUUAAUCGAAACCUUAAAGCAACGUUUUACUAUAAAUUAUUUUCGUGCGAUCACGUGGGAAAUUGAACAAUUAAAUCGUUUUAAAUUUGAUCACAUCUUCAAACAACUCAAUGAAAAUAAUCGACUUAUCAAUGAACUAUACCUUUUAUUCAAUUACGAUAACGACGAAAAGGACGAUUGUAUUAUUCACUUAAGUUCAACACCAGCACCACCAAUCACUCGACCAACGUAUAUUAAUUACAAACCGAUUCACAUGGUCUACCUACGAGAAAGUCUUCUUAUAAAAAAUGAUCUCGACGCACGUUUGCCGCUGAAAGGUAUAACGAACACAUUUGUAGCUGACUUGAUUAAUGCUAAACAUAUCAACAUUCUCGAUGAAGUCACUGGUAAAACGUACGAUAUUCCAACGAAAUGGUUGUAUAUAGCAAAACCAUGUGAAAAUAAUGUGAUUUUACCAUUGAAAUUACGCGUUCUGAUCAUUGACUCUCAAACUGGACGUCGACGUUAUGGUUUUAUCGGUGAAGAACCCGGCAAGAACAAUGACUACCGUUGUUUAGUGUUUUUUACUGAUGAUGCGACGAGUAUGUCGGCGACGUAUCAUUCAUCAUCUCAUAUUCAUGUCUGUCUUGAUCAAACAUUUUCCACGCACACUCAAGAAUGUAGAAACGAUUUUCUCGAUCGCUAUUUCGCUUCCUAUCCUGAGCGUAUGAUGCUUCGUGCGAAGGAAGGUUCGACUGUCAAAGUUCGAAAUGUUUUCGCCAAUGUUCAUAGUACUUCUUUUGUACCUGCACUUGUUAUUCAAAUCGAUGGAUCUAUGAUGCAAAUCGAACUCAUUCAUAGUAAACAACGAAAAUGGCUCUAUCGAGGUUCACCUUUGCUCGAUCAGAUGCAUAAUUAUUAUUCAACACAAAACAAAGCGGUUAUUAAUGGAGUGGCUCGACGUACCGCGAGGCAGCAUUUAUCAGCCAAAAGAUCAAAUGCACCAGAAAUUAUAUGUCUAAAUGAUCAAACAACAACAUCAACAACAUCAACAACUGCAGUAACAACAACGGCACCAACAAUAGUUUCGAACAAAUCCAAAUCGGUUCGAACAUCUGAACAAAUCACUGAUGGGACGGAUGAAACCAAAUCGUCUAAGCGACCUCGAUUAUCUCAUGAACAAGACACCCGCAAAUCGUCAUCUACGCUUCCGACAACGAACUCGAAUCAAUCUGGCCUACGAACACUUCGUCCACGUCAAACUAACAAUAGCACAUCGAGUACAGUUUCAUCGCCAUCUACUCCCACGCCUAAUGAACAAUCACCUUCCAUGAAUAUUCAUCGACAGUCUUCUUCUUCAUCUACGUCGUCGAAUCACUGUACUACAUCCGUUCAAGUGCGUUCCAAUCAUUCCAACUCAAUUUCCAAAAUCGUACUUAAUCCGUUGUUUCUCGAGCUGGCCGAAAAGUUCCUUAUUCACUACUCCUAUGAAUUUCAUCCACAUCAUUGUUCACACAAAUGUGUUAAUUAUGCGGAAAAGAAUUUCCAUCAAUUACCACGAACAAUGAAUCCAUUUCUGAAACCAUUUGCUUGUCAUUGGACAAUGCUAGAUAACGUUCGAGUGAGAAAGGCUGGCGACAUUCGUCUUCGAGUAACACGUUCGACAUUCAUCUACUGUGCACCGUGUGGGAGGAAACUUGUCAGUCAAGGGCAAGUCGAUAAUUAUCUUCAUGAAACAAAAUCUAAGUUGACUAGUGAAUUAUUUAUAUUCGAUGGGAAAGCUAAUUUAAGACAACACUAUUCUCCGUGUGGCAAAAUUCUCAAUCCAGAUAUAUCGAACGGUCAAGAAAAUGUUCCUAUUUCAGUUGUCAACGAAGUCGAUAAAGAACCAGGAAAAAUCGAAGAGCCAAGCGCAUUUACAUAUCGCGUGGAACGAACUCCUGUAGCCGGUGUUAAUAUGGUCAUUAAUGAGCCAACAAUGACAUGCUGCACAUGUACGGAUGGAUGUCGAAAUCGAGUGAAAUGUGCAUGUUGGCUACGAACGUUGAAAUAUGCGGACUUAAUUGGUGAUGAACGUGUCAAGGCGAUGAAAGCGAAACAUAGAAGUCAAGCUGAGAUACUCAAUCAACUUGGCUACCGUUUUCGACGUUUGCAUAAGAACGUUCCGGGUGGUAUUUAUGAAUGCAAUAGUCGAUGUUCAUGUAAUAAAUAUACAUGUUCGAAUCGUGUCGUUCAAAACGGUAUUACCGUUCAACUUCAAUUAUUUAAAACGGUUGGACGUGGCUGGGGUGUCCGCACUUUACACGAUCUUCCAGUAGGAACAUUUAUUAGUGUUUACUCAGGUGAAAUUUUUACUAGUGAACAAGCAGAUGAACGAGGAAAAUUACUCGGCGAUGAAUAUCAAGCAGAUUUAGAUUUUUUCGAAAAUAUUAAUAAUGAUUCAGAGGACGAACACCCUGCUGGGCAAUUGGAGCCCGAAGAUGACGACAUUGACGGAGAUGAUACUUCGCCGUCGAGUACAGAGUCCGCAAACACUCGUGUCCGGAAUGCGAAUCUUCAGUCUCGUGCGCGUGAACUACUCAAUAAGAAAGAUUCGAAAAAAUCAUCGAACUCGACUUCAGAUGAUAGUGAUAACAAUUCCACGUUAAAUCGUACAUUGUUGCCUGACUACGAUGGUGUGGUGUACACACUGGACGCCAAACUAAUCGGUAAUAUUGGACGAUAUUUUAACCAUUCCUGCUCGCCGAAUAUAGCUGUACAGAACGUUUUUGUAGAUACGCAUGACAUUCAUUUCCCAUGGAUUGGCUUCUUUGCGACCAAAAUGAUUCGAUCUGGUACUGAACUAUGUUGGGAUUAUAAUUAUACAGUAGGUGAAAUUGCCGGCCGUCGGAUGGAUUGUAAUUGUGGUUCUGCUGAAUGUCGUCGUCGAGUUCUCUAG
Adineta ricciae is the source of this 3222-nucleotide messenger RNA. Lineage: Eukaryota; Metazoa; Rotifera; Eurotatoria; Adinetida; Adinetidae. The record is from the annotation of a GenBank genome assembly.